GUCAUUUAUUUUACUCUAUUCCAUACUUAAAGUUGUUUAUGAACUUCUUAUUGCUUAGAAAUUUUUUAGAAAUGACUCUGUCAAGGAUUGCUGUAGUGUUAAUUAUUAUUGCUACAGUUGACUGUAGAGAUUAUAUGAAAUUUCCAAAGAAUACUGCAGUUUUUUUUGGAGAACCCGCAAAACUUAACUGCUCUGCUGUAGACGAAGUGAGAGUAUAUGAUCUAACUUCGUGGAUUUACACAAAGAGUCAAACAUUGUAUACUUAUGCAAUAGCGAAAAAUUUAACAGUGGACCCAUUUCAUAAAGGCAAUUUUGAAUUUGCUGAUAAUACAACAUAUUCAUUGGCUAUUAAAAGUGUUAACAAAGAUACGUCAGGUGUAUAUGAAUGCUCUGGGUCUUAUGAGGGAAACAAAGUUGAUAAUUUUCAUGCUUUUGUCUCUUCUAUGGACAGUAAACCUGGCUGUAACGAGCAAAGAGACUCUCUGCCAGAUUCAAUUGGAAAUGAUAGAAAAAUUGUCUAUUGCUAUACUGAUUAUGCAGGUUUUUAUCCGCCCACUCUAACAUUUACAUCGUCCAGUCCAAUUAUAAAUAAAUAUGAUACUGAAUAUGGAAUACCUGAUGGAAAUUAUUUCUCGACUGGAUCUUGCGCAAUUGUUAACAGCUCCAGCACUUUCUCUUGUACAGCUAAGUUUGGUGCUCCCCCAGUUGAUUUGAUUAAUGACUUAUCGUUUGAUAUAAGUUCUCCUGAUCUUGAAUCAUCUUGCUCCAGCUCGAAUCCCAGUCAGGAACCGAUUCCAGCAUGGCUAAAGUCGAAAUGUGCGAGAUCUUUAGGAAGAGAUUAUAAUCAUAGACCAAGGAAUCAGGUGGUUGCCCCUGAGUCAUCAGCUGUGCUCAAUUGUUCAGACGUUAAUUCAGGAAAGCAUGACAAAGGAACCUGGAAGGCAAUACAGAGUGAUGGAGGAUCGGGCUUUGACUUGGCAGUUAACUUUGAGAUAAAAGAAAGUUUAAAAAAAUUUUUCGAAUUUCCUAUUGAGGACGUUUUCAACCUAAAAAUUAAAGCUAUAGAUAAAUAUUUAACUGGCUAUUAUGAAUGCACUGGUCUUAAGGACGAUACCAUUAUGGAACAAUACAGCGCCUUUGUUCUUUCAAUUGAUAAGCCUACUUGUCAGCUUAAUUCUCAUGAUGCUUUGCCUGAAGGCCAAAAAUUGGGCUUUUGUCAUACCACGUUUGCAGGUGAUUGGUUACCAUAUGCUCAUAUGGUGAUCAAUGACGUAAUAGCUCCAUCUCCACUAUUCGAUAGACCUAGCCCACCAUUGAAUCCAGAUUGGGCGAUGGUAGGCAGUUGCUUGAUAAUAAGCAACUCUGAUAGUUUCAAUUGUAAGGUUGGUUUUGAUAGACCACCCGAUCACGUCUUAGAAGACUCUAAGAACGUAGAUCUUACUGCUCCAGAUUUCGAAGAAACAUGCACUCUUGAAAAUUCACAAGCUCCUGCAUGGCUAUCACAUAAAAUGGAGGAUACUAAUGGAACUCAAUCAAAAGAUGUUCUGGAUAUAUUCCACAAUGUUAAAUUACUUGCAGUAUUCAGUAUACUAAAUUCAGUUUCUGUUGCAUGUUUAAUAUUCUCAGCAUUUACAAUAUAUUUUGUUGGCUCUCACAAAAGUUUACCUGGAAAAUGCCUUAUAAAUUUAACCCUUUCUUUGGCUUUGGCAAAAUUAGCUUUUCAAGUGAAUCCUAACUUCUCCCAUAAGCCAAAUGUUUGUUCUUCAGCCGCUGCCGCUCAGCAUUACGUUUGUCUUGUUGCAUUUCUUUGGAAAAGUAUUCUUUCGCACGAUCUCUCUACAAGAGUUAAACUUCACGCAGAUCAUCAUUUGUCCAAUGAUGUUAAAGAAUAUACUAUAGAUCAAAAGAAGAUCCUACGCUUCAGUCUAUGCAUAGCUUUUGCUUGGGGAUUGCCAAUUGCCAUAGUUCUGUCAUGCGUUGUUAUAGAAGUAUUUAUAAAAUCCUCUUUUCAUUAUGGAAAUCCUGCAUAUUGCGGUGUUUUUGGCGAUAACAUGCUUGUUUGGUCUUUGGCAUUGCCUUUGGUCUGCAUAUCUAUUUAUACUUUGAUCGGAUUUCUGAGAUCAUCUUUCAUCAUUGCGAAUAAAUUUCAAAGAAAGAAUAACUUUCAAAUGUUGAGUGCAAAGUAUCAUUUAAGUAAUAAGCUAAUUACAAACGGAAAUGAUACUGUCGCUAGAUGGCAAUUAGGAUUUUAUUCAAAAAUUACCAUGGUUAUGCUAUUAUCGUGGUUAUCUGGAUUUAUUGCUGCAUUUACUAAUAACUUACCAGCAUGGAUUUUCUUUGUUGUGCUGAAUAGCAGUCAAGGUUUAUUCUUUGGCUAUUCCCUUAUUAUAUCCACCCAUUAUUGGAAAGAUCUAAUAUCUCGUAUUCCGGUAUUUAAUAAAUGUUGUUAUAGAAAUUCGGCCGAUCAAACAGAAGUAGCCAUUAUCAUGAAGUCAAUGGACCCUCAACCAUAG
Dimorphilus gyrociliatus is the source of this 2513-nucleotide messenger RNA. NCBI's taxonomy places the organism in Eukaryota, Metazoa, Annelida, Polychaeta, Dinophilidae. The record is from the annotation of a GenBank genome assembly.